AUGUGCGUAAUUUAUUUAAAAAAAAACACUACUUUGCUACGCGCGUAUCCUGUUUUCCUCAGAAGAGUUUUUAUAGCUAAACCAAAUACAGCUGUGCACGGUGCUGCGAACGCGUGGACAUUCCGCUGCGCCGACGGUUGCCGAGAGACUGAAGCGUGCAAGUCUGCGAGUGGUGUACCUCGCUGCGGCGAUACGGUACAGCCGGGUAGUACAGCCACGCCCAUUUCCAGCUCCCACUCCGCGCGUCUGCUCCCGAAGCGACUCGUUGGGCGUGGCUGUACAACCCGGCCGUACCGUAUCGCCACAGCGAGGUACAGCACUCACACGCUUUAG
Molecule: messenger RNA, 333 nt
Organism: Acanthoscelides obtectus
Lineage: Eukaryota; Metazoa; Arthropoda; Insecta; Coleoptera; Chrysomelidae
Source: the annotation of a GenBank genome assembly